AUGGACUAUUCGGCAAAAUGCCGGCUUAUCAGACUUAUAGAAGAGGAGGAGUCUAUAUGGAACACAGGAAGUGAAGACUACGCUCGACUAGACAAGAAAAAUGCGAGCUGGAAUAGAGUUCAUAAGGCGAUGCUCGAAUGUGGCUUCAACGGAGGAAUGCUCGAGCUAAAAACGACAUGGAAGAAUCUGAGGGAUCAGUGGCGGAAGAAUUCGCUGAGUAAAGCGUCGGGGAACAAUGCCAAACCAUGGACAUUCGAGAAGCAUCUCCUCUUUCUUGUAACAGGACAGACUGAAACGUGA
Messenger RNA from Cooperia oncophora, 300 nucleotides. Lineage: Eukaryota; Metazoa; Nematoda; Chromadorea; Rhabditida; Trichostrongylidae. The record is from the annotation of a GenBank genome assembly.